Molecule: messenger RNA, 1356 nt
Organism: Micromonas pusilla CCMP1545
Lineage: Eukaryota; Viridiplantae; Chlorophyta; Mamiellophyceae; Mamiellales; Mamiellaceae
Exons: 2
Coding region: 1-1356 (451 amino acids)
Source: RefSeq, a predicted model, not a curated record
AUGUCGUCCGCCGCGUCCGUCGCCGCGUCCGCGGCCGCGACGACCGCCGCGCGCGCGGCGGCGUGCCGUCCCCGCGCGACGGCGACGUCCGCCUCGUCGUCGUCGUCGUCGUCGUCGUCGUCGAAUCCUUCGCGGUCGCGACGGAUCCGCGCGCCCCCCCCGCGCGCCUCGCGCUCACCCUCCGCGUACUUCGUCGACGUCACGGACGCGGAUCCCGGGGUGAAGCUCGCGCCGUUCGAGCCCGGCAUGCGCGACGCGACCGUGUUCGGCGUCUCGCACAUGACCAACGCGCACGAGGCGGCUGAGCACAUCCUCGUCAACGCGCCUGCGUCCGUCGUCGUCGAGACGGGGCUGUGCAAAGAGCACGGCGCCGCGCGAGGGACGACGUUCAAGUUCGACGAGAUCUUCACCGCGAUCGAGAUCGGCGGCGCGAAAGCGACCGCGGAGGAGAGCCUGCAGUUCAUCACGCGCGUGGCGCAUCAGCUUCGACUGGAGGAGCGUCCGCUGCACAAGUCGCCCUUCUGGCAGUCGAUGAAGACGCAGCUCCCCGCGGAGCCGCUCGUGUACGCCGCCGCGUUCGCGGUCGACGCGCGGCUCGUGUUCGGCGACCGCCCGAAGGAGACGACGUACCGAAGGCUGCUGUCGUGCCCGACCCUCGCGGAGCUCGACGAGACGUUCGGGAAUCAGUCGGAGCGAAACUACCGGCUCCUGCUCCCGGAGGAUCACCCGCUCGCCGCGGUGCCGCCGAUGCCCGCGCACGAUAAGUUCGAGCAGAUUUGCAUCCACGAGAGAGACGAGAUAUUGACGCACACGAUCAGGCUGGAGGCGUCGAACGCGGAGGGGGCCGGGGAGGUCGUCGCGGUCUUGGGCGCGGAUCACGUCCCGGGCGUGGAGAAGAGGUGGCGGUCCUUCGUCGACGGCUCCGCGACGCCGCCGACGCCGGAUGAGAUCGACGCGUUGAACACCGCGCCGGACACGGCGGAGGACGACAUCGGCGUGCGGCUCGCGAUCAUGCAGCGACUGUUGGGGUUGCGGUGCACGGAAUCGCUCGUGAACGACGCGAACGCGGCGUUAGACGCGGACCUGGACGCGUUGAAAGGGGAGGACAUCAUCGCGUUCAACGCGACGUCGGAAAUUUACGGCGCCGCGCGGAUGCUCCUCGCGUGCGUGAACGACCGCGAUGUCUUCGACGCCGUCAUCGGGGGGCGGGGCGGGUGCGACUUCGGCGACGUCUUGUCGCCGAUGCGGGACGUGCGGCCGAUGAACGGCGGGAAAGGGUGGAGCGAGGAGGCGCUCUUGUGGUUGCGGACGGCGAGCGGCGUGGACUUUUCCGCGCUCGCCGCCGAGGAGCGGUGA